AUCCAUUGUUAUCGACUUGAAAGCUUAACGAUGGGUUUCUGAGUCUGACGAAUAGAAGGAGACCCAUCACCAUCAUUAUGGUUUUCACUGCGAGAUUGCAAUCGCCCAAUCCUGCAAUCUUCAGCGAUCCAAUUUUCCAUCGCGGGUUCGUCGAAAAGUACUUUUCGUUUCGCCGCCGGUACACUCUCCGGCAAGCUUCUCCGGCAUUGCGAUUCGCGAAGGUUACGGACUCAAUCGGUUCUUCUUCUCCCUCUCAAUUCUACUCGAAUCCGAAGGAAUCUUCCGAUCCAUCGGUGUCUUCCCGUCUAACGUCGUCCGUGGGACAGCCUCCUCUCCAGCUCUCUCAAUGGACACUCUCGCAGAAACACUUCGUCUUGCUCAAUGUCGUCGCCUGCGUAACAGCAGUUUCAGCAUCAUGGCUAUUCUUGGCUGCAAUUCCUACUCUUCUGGCUUUCAAGAAAGCAGCCGAGUCUCUUGAAAAGCUUUUGGAUGUAACCAGAGAAGAGCUGCCAGAUACAAUGGCUGCUGUUCGCUUAUCGGGAAUGGAGAUCAGUGACUUAACGAUGGAGCUCAGUGAUUUAGGCCAAGGCAUCACUCAAGGUGUUAAAAGCUCAACACGUGCUAUUCGCGUGGCUGAAGAUAGACUAAGACGGCUAACAAACAUGAAUCCAGUAGCUUCAAUGCAGGAGGUGAUGCAUCAAGCAAAGACAGAGAAAACAGAACCAAGGGUAGCUAAAGCAGCGAGGAACUUCAAGGAAGGGAUCGUUAAGGGACGUUCUUUAUGGCAAUCGUUCUUCACAAUCACUCGUUUCUCCAAAAUCGCCACAAGCUAUCUUGCAAAGCGAGCCAAGCAGUAGAAAGUGAUCCAUCACAUCCCACUUUUUUCCUCAAUUCUCUUACCCUUUUCUCAGAAUCCUAGUCUAGCUCGAGUGUUACUAGCUUAAGAAUAGUUUAGUUUGGUUGAUAUGAAACUAUGAAGAUGAUCUUGAUCUUGAGACGCAAAGCAAGAUUCUUGUAGAGUAACUACUAAACAAAGAUUAUGCAAUUCUAAAGUUUAAGACCCUAG
Molecule: messenger RNA, 1066 nt
Organism: Eutrema salsugineum
Lineage: Eukaryota; Viridiplantae; Streptophyta; Magnoliopsida; Brassicales; Brassicaceae
Exons: 5
Coding region: 78-857 (259 amino acids)
Source: RefSeq, a predicted model, not a curated record